AUGAAUGUCCACUUGGAGUCUGCUCCUAACAAGGCCCAGGGGCCUCUAUACUGCCAAGCCAUCUACAGGCACCUGUGGGCCUGCCAGUCACAAAGACCAGUGCCUCAGGUGAGCACCGACCCAAAGGAGCAGGAAACAGGAAAUGUGCGCGUCGGAGGGAGGCCGGGGCUCCGCAGCAUCCUGAGCGAGGGCGAGCCAGCUGAGAUGACCGCCCUGUGCAUUGCCCUGGUCUUGGCCCUGGGGCUCGCGUUCGGUCACUCCGACCAGGGCAAUGAUGAGGAGUUAGAACACUCAGGAUACAGCACCACCACGGAAGAGGAAAAGGUAGAAGAAGAGACAACAAGUGCUUUGGCUGUAGUGACCACAGAAGCAUUAACCACAGAUACAAAUUCUACAUAUACCACUGGGCCCCAAAGUCCAAUGGAGUUUGUGUUAAUGGUGGUGGUCCCACUGGCUGCGCUGGUCAUUCUUUUAUCCGUGGUUCUCCUUGCAAUCUACCUUAAAAGCAAGAGACCUAAACAAGAGCCUUCUAGCCAAGGAUCUCAAAGUGUCUUGCAGACAUAUGAACCAGUUGGUGAAAACCUGAAAGUCCCUAUUUUUGAAGAGGACACACCCUCUGUUAUGGAAAUAGAGAUGGAAGAGCUUGAUAAAUGGAUGAACAGCAUGAAUAGAAACGCCAACUAUGAAUGUUUACCUACUUUGAAGGAAGAAAAGGAGCCAAACCUCAGCCCGAGUGGGUAUCCCCUCCUUGCUGCCUUCUCCUCACUCAUGCUGAUCACCCUGAAGUCACCGUCACUGGUGUGCUUCACCCCCGAGGGCUUGAAUCAGGAAGCUGAUCUUCUUCUGGGUCAUCUCACUCCCUAA
This is a messenger RNA of Cricetulus griseus (Chinese hamster), 864 nucleotides long. Lineage: Eukaryota; Metazoa; Chordata; Mammalia; Rodentia; Cricetidae. The record is from RefSeq and is a predicted model, not a curated record.